Molecule: messenger RNA, 917 nt
Organism: Malania oleifera
Lineage: Eukaryota; Viridiplantae; Streptophyta; Magnoliopsida; Santalales; Ximeniaceae
Exons: 7
Coding region: 28-693 (221 amino acids)
Source: RefSeq, a predicted model, not a curated record
GUUUUCUUCUAAAGCAUUUUUAAGAACAUGGCACCCAAAAGAACAAAAAAAAUCUUUAUACAAGCAGGCGAACCGCGGACCGCGGCACUGAUCCGCGCGACAGGGCGGUUCGUGCAUUGGGAGCUCAUAUUGGACUGCAGCCAUCCAAUGCAGACUUCAGUAAUAUUCGCCGCAAAGCCGCUCUCGGCUCCGAUUUGCAUCAAAUCGCUGCAAAAUCCGGCGACCUUCUACAAUCCCUCUUCCUCCUCCACUCCCAUGGCUGCUCCUAAAUGGGCUCAGAAGACUGUAUCUCUCCCUCCCCAUACCCGAGGCUGUCAUCUCGUCACCCCUAAGAUAUUGAAGGAAAUCGGGCAAGAUUUGUCGGGAUUCAAAUGCGGUCUUGCUCAUUUUUUCCUGCAGCACACGAGUGCUUCUCUGACCAUAAAUGAGAAUUACGACUCGGAUGUACGGGACGAUACGGAGACGUUCCUCAACAGGGUAGUUCCAGAGGGAAGGUCUGCACCUUGGAAGCAUACACUGGAAGGCCCAGAUGACAUGCCAGCUCACAUAAAGUCAUCAAUGUUUGGCUGCUCGCUCACAAUUCCAAUCACAAAUGGGCAGCUCAACAUGGGAACUUGGCAGGGGAUUUGGCUGUGUGAGCACCGUGACUCAGCUACUUCUCGCAAAGUUGUGGUUACUAUUAAUGGCAUAUAAGUUGCUAAAGGCAGACAUGUCUUUUGCUUUUGUUUGUAUGCGAUACUACAGCAGACUUGGGGAUCAAUAUCUGCUUCACCUGAUUGUGCAUGCACUUAAUAUUCUGAUCUUCAAUUGCCGUAUUGCUUUGUUACUGUAGAGGAGAUAUGUAUUUAAGACGUUCACGAUUGUGAAUAAUAUUGUAAAAACAUUAUGGGAAAUGCAACUUUAUUAGCUCCACAAAA